Molecule: messenger RNA, 600 nt
Organism: Adineta steineri
Lineage: Eukaryota; Metazoa; Rotifera; Eurotatoria; Adinetida; Adinetidae
Source: the annotation of a GenBank genome assembly
AUGACUGCAACGAUCAAGAGUAGUUUUUUGAUUGAUGAUUUACUAUCUGCUUUCAAGCGACCAAUAACAUCGGUACCUGUACCAAUACCAUCGAAUCCUCCUGUUCCAACAAAAGAAUCUGCUCCUGUAUUAGCUAAUGAUAUAUCACCAAUAUCGCUUAAUUUUUUUCAACCACCUAAUCAAUUUAAUCAAUAUGCUGCUAUUAAACCUGAAUUACAUCCAUUCUUUUUUCAUGGUUUGAGUUUUCACGCCUAUCUUAACAGUGAACAUUCACUUAAACAUUGUCGACGACGUAAAGCUCGAACAGUGUUUAGUGAUCAUCAACUUAAUGGUCUUGAAAAACGAUUUGAUGGUCAAAAAUAUUUAAGUACACCUGAACGAGUUGAAUUAGCUAAUGCACUUAAUUUAUCGGAAGCACAGGUCAAAACAUGGUUUCAAAAUCGUCGUAUGAAACAUAAAAAACAAGUUCGUCGACAAUUACAAAAUACAUCGGGUAGUCCAUUAUCCGAAGGUGUAGAUGAAGAUGAAUGUUGUGAGGAGAAUGAUAUUGAUGUUGUCAGUGAUGAUGAAUGUUACAGCAAUAAUUCUUCUUCGAAAUAA